AUGGACCGAGUGGAUGACUGGGGAGAUGGUUUCGUUAAGGACGAGAUAAGACUUGUAAGAAGCCCUUGCGGAAGGCUUCUCGUUGCCUUUUGGAGAAGCAGCGGCACGCUUGCGGGUCUGUAUGCGAAUUUGACCUACAGGCAUGUUUUCCAGUCCCUGCUGCCUAAUUGCGAAGCUUGGGAGCGUUUGGCGGGACGUCCUGGGCCCGAUGACCUGGACUCUGCACUGGGGCUGCACGGCUACACUCUGCUGCUGACCCUUCGGGGUGCGAAGGCGGAGCUCGGCCGUGAGCGAGCAGACAGCUUCGGCAGUGUUGCAGUGUCAAGCUCUCACAGCGUAAUUCAGACACGAGAUCCGGCAAAUCUGCCGGCACCUGCGCAGGAUGCCGGAAGGGCAAGUUUGUGCCGCGAUCAACGGGUAAGAGAGAGGAAGCUCCGCGCACAGGUGUGCCACUUUGAAGUUCUUGCCCCUCAUGAUUCUGGGCUUCAGCCGGCGUUCUCCUGCACCCGGCAACCGGGCAUUGCAUUCCAGACAGCUGCCUUCAGGCUUUUCUUGGCUGACCAUGUCUUUGUGGAUGCUACGAUCUUUGACGACCAUGGACGCGUGUUCUGGGCUGUGCAGGGACGCUUAGUAUGU
This is a messenger RNA of Symbiodinium necroappetens, 636 nucleotides long. NCBI's taxonomy places the organism in Eukaryota, Dinophyceae, Suessiales, Symbiodiniaceae. The record is from the annotation of a GenBank genome assembly.